Messenger RNA from Amyelois transitella, 667 nucleotides. Its product is annotated as histone H3. The record is from RefSeq and is a predicted model, not a curated record. Gene Ontology annotation, molecular function: DNA binding; protein heterodimerization activity; structural constituent of chromatin. NCBI's taxonomy places the organism in Eukaryota, Metazoa, Arthropoda, Insecta, Lepidoptera, Pyralidae. Bases 14 to 424 code for a protein of 136 amino acids. The transcript has a single exon. Gene Ontology annotation, cellular component: nucleosome.
ACGAACAACAAGGAUGGCUCGUACUAAGCAGACGGCCCGUAAAUCGACCGGAGGUAAAGCUCCGCGUAAACAGCUCGCCACUAAGGCGGCUCGUAAGAGCGCGCCCGCAACCGGCGGUGUCAAGAAGCCGCAUCGCUACAGGCCCGGAACAGUUGCACUCCGUGAGAUCCGUCGUUACCAGAAGAGUACCGAGCUUCUGAUCCGCAAGUUGCCGUUCCAGCGUCUCGUACGUGAAAUCGCUCAGGACUUCAAGACCGAUCUCAGAUUCCAGAGUUCGGCAGUGAUGGCUCUCCAGGAAGCGAGCGAGGCGUAUCUGGUGGGCCUCUUCGAGGACACCAACCUGUGCGCCAUUCACGCGAAACGCGUCACCAUCAUGCCCAAGGACAUCCAGUUGGCGCGCAGGAUCAGAGGAGAACGCGCUUAAGCGUGUAGAGGAGUCUGGUGGUGAUUCCCGUUGUUGUGUGUCCGAUCUCGUCAUGUUCAUGACCAUUACAUGAUCAUGAUCGCAACGUGACACUAGAACUGGAACGUCGCCGCUCGCAUUUACAAACGGCCCUUUUCAGGGCCACACACGAUUCAAACUGAUACAUGUUUCUUGGUACGAUGAGUUAGUUCCCACCACCACCACCACCUACCUGCGUAAUUAAUGAACACAUAUAUUAUUAUC